AUGUCCCUACCUCCACCUCCUCAAUUUGCAGGGGCCCCAGGCCAGCCACAAUAUGAGAAUGGCACAACAAAUGGUCAUGGGAAUCCUGCGCACAUGCCUCCUCCACCGCUACCUCCAGUCGUGAUUCCGCAGAAUACCAAUCCUAUACCAACAGCCUUGACAUCGCCCGGGGGUGAUUCAACUGGAAUGUUGUCACCUUCAUCAGGCUCUGGUAGUUUCGUCCGCCGUGCUGCUCCGGAACCAAAUAAGCGUGCACUCUAUGUAGGGGGAUUAGACCCAAGGGUCACGGAGGACAUUCUCCGCCAAAUUUUCGAGACUACAGGGCAUGUGCAAAACGUUAAGAUCAUUCCGGAUAAAAAUAUGGGAGCCAGCAAGGGCUUCAACUACGGUUUCAUCGAAUACGACGACCCAGCUUCAGCAGAACGGGCCAUGCAGACCCUCAAUGGUCGUCGCGUCCAUCAAGCGGAGAUUCGAGUCAACUGGGCUUAUCAAUCCAACAACUCCAACAAGGAAGAUACAUCCAACCAUUUCCAUAUCUUUGUUGGUGAUCUGAGCAAUGAGGUCAAUGAUGAGGUCCUUACUCAAGCUUUCUCGGCCUUUGGUUCUGUUUCUGAAGCGCGUGUCAUGUGGGACAUGAAGACUGGCCGCUCUCGCGGGUACGGUUUUGUGGCAUUCAGAGACCGCGGUGACGCUGAGAAAGCGUUGAGCUCCAUGGAUGGCGAGUGGCUUGGUUCUCGCGCUAUUCGUUGCAACUGGGCAAAUCAAAAGGGUCAGCCCUCAAUUUCUCAGCAACAAGCCAUGUCGUCAAUGGGCAUGACCCCUACCACUCCUUAUGGCCAUCACCACUUUCCCACUCAUGGGAUGCAGAGCUACGAGAUGGUUGUCGCGCAAACUCCUCAGUGGCAGACGACAUGCUACGUCGGCAACCUUACCCCUUACACAACUCAGAAUGAUCUUAUUCCCCUUUUCCAGAAUUUUGGCUUUGUCGCGGAGACGCGUUUCCAGUCAGAUCGCGGUUUCGCGUUUGUGAAAAUGGACACACACGAAAAUGCCGCCAUGGCAAUCUGUCAGUUGAGUGGGUACAAUGUCAACGGCCGUCCUUUGAAGUGCAGUUGGGGCAAAGACCGUCCUCCAACCGGCCAAUUCGAUGGCUACUCCCCUCAGCAACCCCAGACACCAAGCUACUCUCAAGCUUCACCUGCCUAUGGCUUUCCGCAGUACGGCGGUCCUCAAGCCAUGACGCCUCAAGGUGGACCGCACUCUGCUGGUCCCAUGUCUGGCUAUCCUAACCAGCAGUCUCCUAUGGGAGCUCCGAGCCCUGCAGGUCGUGGCAACUGGAACUACACUGCUCAAGGGGGACCUGGCAUGGCUCCUCAAGGAUACGGCCAGAUGCCUAACAACGGCGGGGGUGUUCCGGGCAGUGCUGGUGGAUACGGCCGUAGCGACCAAAUGCAAGGUGGCUACGGUGGCCCUCCAAGCGCUGGUGGAUAUCCUCCCAACGGUCAAGCCGGCAACUAUGGCGGCUACCAGGGCUGA
Molecule: messenger RNA, 1536 nt
Organism: Letharia columbiana
Lineage: Eukaryota; Fungi; Ascomycota; Lecanoromycetes; Lecanorales; Parmeliaceae
Exons: 4
Coding region: 1-1536 (511 amino acids)
Molecular function (GO): RNA binding
Source: RefSeq, a predicted model, not a curated record